This is a messenger RNA of Cynoglossus semilaevis (tongue sole), 3501 nucleotides long. RefSeq names its product major facilitator superfamily domain-containing protein 4A-like. Gene Ontology annotation, molecular function: D-glucose transmembrane transporter activity. NCBI's taxonomy places the organism in Eukaryota, Metazoa, Chordata, Actinopteri, Pleuronectiformes, Cynoglossidae. The coding region runs from base 210 to 1730 and encodes 506 amino acids. The transcript has 10 exons. Gene Ontology annotation, biological process: transmembrane transport. The record is from RefSeq and is a predicted model, not a curated record.
ACCAGGUAAAGUGGGCGGGGUUUUUGAGACGUCACCCAAUCAGCGCCACGUCCGCGUCAACAGCCUUGAACGUUCACCAGACUGAAGAAGCCCUGUGGCUGACUGUCGAAACUUAGAAAGUCAACUUGCCAUGGGCCGCCGUCCAGAGUAACGUCUGUGUCUUUUUGUUUGUAUGUUUGUUUGUUUUUUUGACUGUAAACAAAAACGCCAUGACGCUGGUGGACGAUCGGCUCUGGUCGCUGUUUAAGCUCCACUGGCCGCAGACUCUCACCUACUGGAGCGUUUUCUUUAGCUUCGGACUCUGUAUCGCCUUUCUGGGUCCCACCAUCCUGGACCUGAGGUGUCAGACCCAGUCCAGUCUGCAGCAGAUCAUCUGGGUCUUCUUCUUCCAGCAGUUCUUCCUGCUGGUCGGCAGCGGCCUGGGAGGUCUCUUCAAGAAAACGCUCCUGUCGUGUCUCUCAGCUCUCUUCUCCUGCACUCUCACCAUCUCCAUCGUCUUCACCAUCAUACCCCUGUGUCAUGACGUGAUGCUGUUGUCCAUCGCCAUGGCGGUCAUUGGCGUUGCCAUGGGGAUCAUUGACACCAUCUCCAACCUGCAGCUGGUGAAGCUGUUCCAGAAGGACUCCAACAUCUUCCUGCAGACCCUACAUUUCUUCAUCGGUCUGGGGGCACUGGUCAGCCCCCUGGUGGCCGAUCCUUUCCUCUCUGACGAUAACUGCAUAGUGAUGGCUAACCGGACGGGUAACGCUUCAUCUUCUGACAUGGAGCACCUGCGCAGCACCCUCUCUGGACACAGCACAGGACUGCACAACAUGUCCAUGUACCCUCUGCACACCGAAGGCCUGAUAAACACCAACGUGUCCUACGCCUUCUGGAUCAUGGCUCUCAUCAAUCUGCCUGUUCCAGCUGCAGUACUGGUACUGAUGUACCAUGAGAGACUGCUGCCCUGCUGCAGGAACAGUCCACGUCUGACGGAGACUGACAGAGACUCACUGGCCAGCACAAGCAACAACACAGACAGUGGCCAAGGACAACACAGUGUGUUUGGCUGCUGUAGCCCUGACAAACUCAGGGGUCAGCCCGCCACAUUCUUCGUUCUGCAUGUGCUGGGUGGAGCCAUUCUGUUCAUCACCGAUGGGAUCAUUGGCUCCUACUCUGGGUUCGUCUACACCUACGCAGUUUCUCCUCCUUUACUCAUGGCUCACAGAACUGCUGGGUAUUUGGAGAGCGUCUUUUGGGCUGCCAUCACUUUAGGAAGACUGGUCUUCAUUUGUCUGUCCUGUAAAUACACGGCACCCGUCCUGCUCAUCUUCACCCUGAUGGGGAUAGUCGCGGUCCAGUGUUUCCUGAUGAUUUUUUAUACAAGUCCUGUGUUCCUCUUUUUCGGCACCUUUCUGUUAGGACUCUUCAUCAGUGGUGUGUUUCCCUCCAUGCUGGCCUACACCGAGGACUUACUGGACUACAAAGGUUGUGCAACAACCGUCCUGGUGACCAGUGCCAGCACAGGAGAGAUGCUGCUGCAGCUGCUUGUAGGAUCGCUGAUCCAGAGCCAGGGAAGCUACAACUUCCUGUUGUUGUGCACCAUCGCCUCGUUGAUCGGCUUCUGCCUUUUCAUGCUGCUGCUUUACAUCCAGCACCGACACAGAAAACACACAGCAGAAGGUUCACCUGAAAACAUGAAGAUUAAAGAGAAGUCGUCGACAGCAUACUCCGAGGACCAGAAGACAUGAGGACGCUCCCCAAAUAAACUGACCCCCCCCCAACCAUCCCCUACCCUAUAGAUAUCUAUCUUGUCAUGUCCAAAGACCAAGUCAGCUCUCUCUGACGAGCCACACGUCACAGGUGUAAAACAAGGUCGUUAACUAUACGUUUUUAUUGUCUUUACUUUUUAUAAACCUUUACCGUCAAAGCAGCAUCAGCUCCUGUAGACACAGUUGUAGAAUGUUCUACAGAGAGUUCUCCUCAGCUGUCGCACCAAACGGGACAACGAUGGUCACCCACAUGGUCGUUAGGUUAAACACACUCAGCUGUAGGAAGGUUUCAAAGUGGAUGAGGAACACACACACACACUCACACACACACUCACACACACACACACUCACAGAUACACUCACAUGCACACGUGCUGCUAAUAGACAGUGUCCUGUCACUGAGCAAAGAAGAAGACGACAGGAAGUUCAUUAAAAAACAAAGGUUUAUGACAUUGGAGAUUCUGUUGAAGACUGGAGUUCAUGAUGUGAUGUUUUGGAGAACAAAGCCAGCUGGUCGUGGACAUGGUGGUGACCAGCACCGCUCUCAGCUCAGAGGUGGACCCAGGAUGAACCACCAAGCUGCUGAAGAACUCUGACCUGACCUGGUUCGACUAGAAAACCUGAGUCCUAAACCAAACCUUCCGUUAGAUCGGGUCCAUGGAGAGGUGAGUUCCCUCCAGAACCCUACGGCACCUACAAGAAUUGAUGUUGACUUAAAGGAAAAUCCUGGUGACAAAAUAUAAUAUUGUAUAUUUUGUAUAUCAGUUUGACUUGGACUUCUGUCCGUUCACAUGGCACUUUAUUCUUUACUAAAUGAUUUAUGCGUGUGUGUAUAGUAUGUAGAAGAGUGUGUGCGGGCAUUCUGUGGCUUCCUGGUGGUGGUCUGGUCCAGUCAGAGUCUCGACUGAUGAUUUCAUUGGUUGCUAAUGUCAAUCCAUGUCUCCAUUCUCAUUAGGUGUGAGUGAAUGGGAGGUUUUGUGACCUCAUUGAGGAGGAGGAGAUGUCCGGGGAAUUCUUUUUUUGACACUUUAAAUAUGUCAACUAUAAACAAUUAAAUUUAAAAAAUUCUGUACUGGUUAAAAUCUGAUUUUGUUUCCUUCUUGUGUGUAUAUAUAUAUACACAUACAUAUUUGUGUAUAUAUAUAUAUACAUACAUAUGUAUAAAUAUAACAAAUCUAAGUGAAAGCAAUAGUCUCAGUGAAAGUGUCUGUAGAAUUGGUCUUGUGGAGACUUUUCAUUUAGUCCAGUCAUUGUCCUCAACAUCAAUAUUAUUGUAUGUGUGUAUAUAUAUAUAUAUAUAUACACGUGUCUCCAACCCUUUUGAAACUAAGAGCUACAUUCAAGGGUACUCAGUAAUACGAAGAGCUACUUGUUUAAUACAGACAUUAGUAGACACUCUUCUUACCAUUGUUAUUGGAUCCAUUUAUACAUCGUUGCAGGUGUAACUGAAUGAAAAAGCACAGUUUUGUUGAAUAGUUUUAUUUUUAAAACAUACCCCCGGGGGCACCUUAGGUAGUACAUGGGGGCUACCUAAGGUGCCCCCGGGCACCAUGUUGGCCACCCCAUAUAUAUAAUAUAUACAUAUUUAUAUAUUCACAUAUGUACACACAUAUAUAGUUUAAAAAGAAAUUCUCCACGUUCUACAAGACCAACUCUACGAAGAGACAAUUUCACUGAGAUUUUUUAUUUUAUUUUAAAUCCCUCAUCAAAACAAUGUUUAAACUGGAGGAUUAAAAACCAAUCGAAACCA